GCCCCUCCCCGCAGACCGGCGACGCUCGAUAUGGGAACUUCCCUGCUUUCACAGAGAUGUACUACACUGCUCCCUUGAACUUAACAUGGUGCUACCAUGUUAAGUAAUGUGGAAGUAGGAAGUGCUCCUGCCUACAUGCAGUUAUCACCUGUGAUGCUAAGAUAUGAGGAUGCCAGGAUGCUAUGAAGGAGGCUUCAGUCUGACCUAAAGGCAUAGGAAAAUUACAGAGGUGUAUUCCAGAGUUGACUGUUCAUGGCACAUACAAAUGGAGGGUGCUCACUGGCACUUAUUUUUAUCAUUGUGUUGUUGUUGGUUAAAGCAAAUAUAGAUGUAUGCAAGAGAGGAGAUGUGACUGUGAAGCCUUCCCGUGUAAUUUCACUUGGAUCAGCUGUCAAUAUUUCAUGCUCUUUGAAGCCUGAACAAGGCUGCUCACAAUAUCCCAGUGUUAACAGGCUAAUCCUCUACAAGUUUGACAGACAAAUCCAUUUUCUGCAUGGUCACUUCCUCAGUUCUCAAGUCACUGGUCUUCCUCUGGGUACAACCCUGUUUCUCUGCAAAUUGGCAUGUAGUAAAAACAAGGAGUUUCGAAUUUGUGGGGCAGAGAUCUCGGUUGGUGUUGUUCCAGAACAGCCUCAAAACUUAUCUUGUAUACAAAAGGGACAACAUGGGACUGUAACCUGCGUCUGGGACAGAGGACGAGAUACCCACCUAUAUACUGCAUAUACUUUACAGUUAAGUGGACCAAAAAAUUUCACUUGGCAGAAGCAAUGUAAUGAUCAUUAUUGUAAUCAUUUGGACCUUGGAAUUAACCUAACCCCUGAAUUGCCUGAAUCCAGUUAUACAGCCAAGGUUACUGCUGUCAAUAGUCUUGGAAAUGCUUCUUCAAUUCCAUCCACAUUUACAUUUUUGGACAUAGUGAGGCCUCUUCCUCCAUGGGACAUCAGAAUCAAAUGUGAAAAUGCUUCUGUGAGCAGAUGUAUCCUUCAGUGGAGAGACGAGGGGCUGGUAUUGCUUAAUCGACUCAGAUAUCGGCCCAAGAGCAGCAGGUCCUGGACUCUGGUCAAUGCUACAAAUGCCAAAGGAAGACAGGAUCUGCUGGAUCUGAAACCAUUUACAGAGUAUGAAUUUCAGAUUUCCUCUAAACUACAUCUGUAUAAAGGUAGCUGGAGUGAUUGGAGUGAACCAUUCAGGACACAAACACCGGAAGAAGAGCCUACUGGGACCUUAGAUGUCUGGUACAUGAAACAGCCCAUUGACUCUGAUAGACAACAGAUUUCUCUUUUCUGGAAGAAUAUGAGUAUAUCUGAGGCAAGAGGAAAAAUCCUCCACUAUCGAGUGACCUUGCAGGAAGUGGCAGGAGAGAAAGUCACAAUACAGAACAUCACAGAACACACCUCCUGGACCUGGAUCAUUCCCAGAACUGGGAACUGGGCUGCAACUGUGUCUGCAGCCAACUCAAAAGGCAGUUCCCUGCCAGCUCGUAUUAACUUAAUGGACCUGUGUGAGGCAGAGUUGUUGGCUCCUCGUCAGGUCUCUGCACACUCAGAGGGUGUGGACAACAUGAUGGUGACUUGGGAGCCCCCUGGGAAAGCUGCCCCUGCUGUCCAGGAGUAUGUGGUAGAGUGGAGGGAGCCCCAUUCUGGGAGUGGCACACAGCCCUCUCUAAACUGGCUGCGGAGUCCCCCCUACAAUGUGUCCACUCUGAUUUCAGAGAACAUUAAACCCUACAGCUGUUAUGAAAUCUGUGUGUAUGCUCUGUCGGGGGACCGGAGAGGGUGCAGCUCCAUCCGGGGUAACUCUAAGCACAAAGCACCACUGAGUGGCCCCCACAUUAAUGCCAUCUCAGAGGAAAAGGGGAACAUUUUAAUUUCAUGGAAUGAAAUUCCAGCCCAGGAGCAAAUGGGCUGCAUCCUCCAUUACAGGAUAUACUGGAAGGAACAGGACUCCAAUUCCCAGCCUCAACUUUGUGAAAUUCCCUAUAGGGUAUCCCCAAAUUCACAUUCAAUAGACAGCCUGCAGCCUGGAGUAACAUAUGUCCUGUGGAUAACAGCUCUGACAGCUGCUGGUGAAAGCCCCCCAGGAAACAAGAGGGAAUUUUGUCUGCAAGGUAAAGCCAAUUGGAGUGUGUUUGUGGCACCAAGCAUUUGCGUUGCUGUCGUCAUAGUGGGCAUUUUCUCAAUGCGUUACUUCCGGCAAAAGGUAUUUGUUCUCCUUUCAGCCCUCAGACCUCAGUGGUGUAGUAAAGAAAUUCCAGACCCAGCGAAUAGCACUUGGGCCAAGAAAUACCCCACUGUGGAGAAGAUGCAGCUACCCUUGGACAGGCUGCUGACAGACUGGCCCACUCCUGAAGAACCUGAGCUGCUGGUCAUCAAUGAAGUCCUUCAUCAAGUGACCCCAGUCUUCAGACAUCUUCACCCCAACUGGCCUGACAAGGGACAAGGAGUACAAGGUCACUAUACCUCGGAGGAAGACACAGGAUACAGUGCCUCAAGCCUACCACCUCCAAAAGCUCUCAUAGGAGAGACAGGACAACUCGUGGAUCUAUACAAGAUGCUGGGGAGUAGGGGCCCUGACUCAAAGCCAGGACACCUAGCCAGCCCUGUGACAGGGCUCCCAGUGGACUACCUUCCCACCCAUGAGGGAUACUUACCCUCGAACAUAGAAUAUCUUCCUUCACACGAGGCUCCUAUAACUGAUCCUCUGGAAGAACUAAAGCCUCAGCACAUCUCUCUUUCCAUUUUCCCCUCAAGUUCUCUUCACCCACUCACCUUCUCCUGUGAUAAGAAGCUGACUCUGGAUCGGAUAAAGAUGGGGUGCAGCUCCCUCAUGCUGUGAGUGAAGCUUGGAAAGUUCAUGUGCCCCCAACCCCCAAUGUGUCUCUCAUCCCCAGCCCACUGCUCCUGUGGUCGUCACCUCUGAGGUGCUGUCAGGUCUGUUUCCAAAUAGAGGGCAAACAAAAAGCUCAGGGUGAAUCUUAGGAACUGAGAAUUGGCUGUAACCCAGAUGCCUGUCUUGCUCUCUCCAGAGCCUUAGGAUUAUAGUUAACGCUUGAACAAUUUGAGGGUUAGGGCUUAAGUCUGCAUAAUUUCUGACUACCCAGAAAGUUAACCAUUGUUGGCUUAUUGACCACUCUUACUGUAACAUAAACACUUAUUUUGUGCAUGUAAUAUAUACUGUAUUCUUAAGGCUAGAGAAAAAUGUUAAGAAAACCAUAAGGAGAAAUAGAUUUAUAGUACUGUAUUUAUUGAAGAAAAUCCACCUAAGUAGACCUGUGUUAAACCAGUUCAAACCUGUGUUAUCCAAGGGUCAAUGGUACCCCGUGUGUACCUAGAGACUCCAAUCUGGGUUCCCACACCUUUCUUCACCAGGUUGGCCAGUAAAGGGAAAGGACAGAAUGGAAACCAAGGCUCUUACUAGCAAUGGCUAACAGUCCAAGCUUUCUAAAGCUGCUACUCCAUACCAGGUCAUACACCUAGAUCAGUAGCACCCAACAGGCCUAAGACAGAAAUGUUCUCUAAAUAUCUUUACUGUUCAGUGCAGUCGAAAUGAACCACAUUGGCUGCUGACCACUUUGGAAUGUGUCCAGUAUGACUGAGAAGUGAAUUCUGAUUGUAAUUAGUCACAUAUGGCUAGUGGCUACUGUUUUGGAAGGCACAGGUCUAAAUGACGGAUAUACACUAGUAAGAAUUACAGGGAGUCUUCAAAACAGAUCGACCCAGUUUUACAGGGGAGGACUAAAAGAUCAUAAUGAACAUCAGUAUUAAAAGGGCUCGCAAUAUGGUCAUGACUGUUCUUAUUUAUGAAAGACUAUGCAAAUAUACCUUUUAUCCUGUUGUUUUAUUUUGUCUUUACCCUCUUUCGGUGAAUCAGUAACAGCUUAGUGGUGGAAAGUUACUCUAAACUUGCUAUAUGGGCAAACAAGGUAUGUUUUAGAAAGGAGUGGGCCAAAGGCUUUCCGACACCUUGUUUCCUCUUCUUUCUGCUGUAGCAGCUGCUAAGCCUUCAGGAUCAGAGCUAUCUCAAGGUCUAAGACCCAAACCACUAUGGUUGCACUCACGUCAUCCCCUUUUCCCCCAAGGCAUCCUGCAUUUCCUUCCUCAGGAAGCCUGAACUAGUGGUAACUGAGCCUAGGAGGUAAUUCUUUUUCCCAGCAUGAACUUGGAACAUGACACAUGUUUUACUCACUUAAAGCUGUGGCCACUGGCUUGUCACCUUCCCCAACCCAUCACUGCUUCUGUCCCUUCACUGUAAGCCCUUCUGCUAAGCUGGUAAGGGAAGUUUGUUCAAAAUGCUAAUAGUACCCUUUCCAAUAUAACAGGAUGAAAAGUCCAAGAACCUUCUUCUUAAAUCCCUGUGAAGCCCAGGGCCUACACCCUAGCCUGAUCCCAACCCAAACACUGGCUCUGAGACAGCUUUGGUUUCCCAGAUGUCCCUCAGAGCUCUAGGAAUUGAAGUGACGAACAUUUGCUCUGCAUGUUCAAUUCUUUAUGCUUCCUGCCAUUCCAGAUUUAAUAUAGUUCUCUCAGGCUUUCUUUGAAAAACUUAAGUUCCUUCUUUACACCCCUUUUCUACUCUAUUUAGGUGCUCAGUGGCACCCCCAGAUGGUUUCUUUAAUCUCAGCAGCUUGAGCAUUUGUCUACACCCAGGAUGUGAUACCUGACUGUUUACAAUGGGUCAUAACAGACAAGGCCACCUCCUCAGAAGCAAGCUAAAAUUGUCACCUCUUGACAAUGGAAGCCAAAUUCUCCUCUUGCAAUACCUGCUUUACCUAGCUCUGAUUUUCUGUUGCUGGCCUGAUAACCAUCUUAAUCAUUCUUCCUCUCCUCACUUGGACGAACACCCAACUCCCAAUUUCCCUAUUACCCACCUAGACCCUUUCCCUUCUCCAAGUGAUAAUACAGUUAGUCUCUUUUCCUAAAAAGUAAAAAUAACUUACUGGACUGUAAAUAACUUGAAGGCAGGAAUAAUAUGCUUCCCUCAUACCUGGUUCAGAGUAGGCUAUCAAUAAAAAUUAAGAGCCAUCACCUGCCACUGUUUGAACCUUGUUCCUUCUGUUCCAGAAGCCAAUCUGGCUGUGCCUGCUUCGUUUUAUUGGGACACUUGAGUUUGUAUUUGUUCUUCAUUCCCAACAUUCUACCCUACUGUCCGCUGACAACAUUGCUAUAAUACAUGUAGCAGUGGUUCUUAUUUUAAAGACCUAUUUGAGCCUGCCUUUGGCCGCUCACUCUGCUAGAUAAAAUAUCCUCUUUCCAUGAAUGAGAGGAUGGGUAACCCUGCUCUGCCCAUGCUCUGCCCUUGCCAAGCAGUUUUUGAUUGCAAUCCCCUCGUCCUGCAGAUGCAGUCAAAAUACCAAAUUGGGCUGCUUCCUUUAACCAGGACUAUGUUGAACUCAUGAAUAUCCAUACAUAUUCACAACACACUCAGCUUUCAUUACACAGGAAAAUUAGCUAUGACUUUAUUCUUAACUCCUUCCAUACAUCCCAAAGCCAACACGGAAAUAUCUGCUCUACUGAAACACAUCAAAUUCCUUAAUUCUCUUGAAUCCUCAAUCUACAAAGAGGGAGCAAGUUCACUCUUAAUGGAUUCAUGGACAUCUCCACCAUGAAUUUCUGCAUAGAGAUUCUCAAUUAAAUUGCCCCUUGAAAGGGCCUCCUCUCCCCGAAGCCAGAGAUUCUAUUUCUUGGGUCUCUGUCUUCCUUUUAGGCAAUAAGAAAGUCAAACUAGUGCUAUCUAGUUCUUUCCCUUUACUGACUUUUCCCUUCCAUUCUGUCCUACUUUCUCAGCUUCCAUUAAUAGCCCACAGCUGCAACUCACCAAUGCCCUGAGGCCAGUGAAAAACAUGCCAGCUAGGCACAUUCUAUUCUUGUCAAUCCCCUAUGUUCAAUUCUUGGUUUUUCUCCAUUAGGCUGUCUUUUUCUUUCAUCUGAUACAGUUGUGAUCUGUUCCAAUAGCUCAAGCGCCCUGGUGCCCCGCCCCCCCCCAAAGCCCCAUUUUUCUCUUCCUAACCUGCAGGACUCCUGGACAUUCAUAUUAUACACCCUGUGAAAAGCUGAUAGUUCAACUCUCAAGUAAAUCACUUCUCUAGAGUAAGAGAUCAGAAAGGUCUCUCCCUUCCCACUACAAAGAUAAUAAUUCAAUCAAUUGCCUGUCAAUGGAAAGAAGUCAGAUCUUUGUCACAGCGUAUACUAGAAUAAAUCUCCAGUAAAUUAAAACUUUGCAAAACAUACACACCAAGUUAGAUAAAAAGUAUUUGCAAUUAUAUGCCCAAAAGAAAUUAGGUGCUCUUAUAGAUCAGUAUGAAAAAAGCCAACACUUUAAAGAAAAAUGGACUAAGUAGAGCCAACUUACAAUACAUGUAACUGCAAUAAACAUAAACAAUCACCUAUAAUCAAAGGAAAGAUAAUACCAUUUUUCAUUUAUCAAAUUAGCAAAAACUAAGGGAAUAAUUGGCCAGUAUUAAUUAGAGAAACUGGUGCACAGAACCAGGAAUAUCAGUUGGCUUUCUGGAGGCAGUUGACAAUAAUAAUAAAAUCUGAGUAAGCCAACUCAACACCUAGCAAUGUAGACUAAAUAAAGAACAGUAUUCAAAUUGGAUAAAGGAUUGAUCACAUCAUAGGUUAAAAUGGAGAGGGGGCGUCAAUGCCCUUCAGUACCUGGUUAAAUCAAUCUAUACAAUAAAACACUCAAUUUCAUUGAAUCUAAGAUUCCACUAGUUUUAGGACACACCAUUACUUUAUGCUCUGAGUCAGAAAAAGUGCUAAACUGUAAUAUGCCAUCGAUUUCUAUGGACGUUCCCCCUGCCCACACCAUUUUAACAUGCCUGAAAUUGGAAUGGAUCUUAGCACUGAUGAAAGGCAUACUAUAUAGGUUUUUUACCAGUAUAACAAUAUUUGACAUGGAAAUGGUCAGUUACAAAAGGUUGAAUAGAAUCAUCUCACUUUUAUAAAUCAGUGCAAAACAAAAAAUGCUAGAAUAUACACCAAAAUACUCUAGUGGCUAUUUCUAGCCAUAGGUGUUUAAAUUACAUUCUUGUAUUCUUUUCACCAAAUAUGCAUUACUCUUGUAAUUGGAUAAAGUCAAUAAAAUAUGAAGUUAUUACCAA
Suricata suricatta (meerkat) is the source of this 7102-nucleotide messenger RNA. RefSeq names its product interleukin 12 receptor subunit beta 2 (gene IL12RB2). Gene Ontology annotation, molecular function: cytokine binding; cytokine receptor activity. The record is from RefSeq and is a predicted model, not a curated record. Lineage: Eukaryota; Metazoa; Chordata; Mammalia; Carnivora; Herpestidae. Gene Ontology annotation, cellular component: signaling receptor complex; membrane; external side of plasma membrane. The transcript is spliced from 19 exons. The coding region runs from base 253 to 2835 and encodes 860 amino acids. Gene Ontology annotation, biological process: cytokine-mediated signaling pathway.